UGCAGAUCAGUGGAUCAGUGGCGCCGCAGCUGAGCAACUUUUUGACGUCUAUUGUGAUGCAUUGAAGGCACGUCGCAUUUACGUGAUCUAACCUAACCUAAUCUCUAAUUUGCUGCUGAGAUUAUUUUACGCCUAUCAAUCGCAGUUUAACUGGAUAUCAUUGAUUAUCCUUUAACACGUACACGAUCUUAUUCUACAAUGAAUUUACCUCGAGUACUGAUCGUUAGCACAAAGGAGGGGAAGGCUAAGGAAAUCGCAGAAAGUAUAGGAGCAGAACGUUUGUCCGAGGAAGACAAAAUUGUGGAUUAUCUGUGGAACAUUGAUAACAAGUAUUAUACGUCACAGGUCUUGGUGCAUGCUGUAGAAAACUUAUCUAUCAAACUCCCAGCGGAAGGAAUCAAUGCGUUGGUCGUGUACCAUGAUCCACAAGAGGACAAAGUAGAUGAAGAAUUGGAGCAAUUGGCAUCCUUGGUUACUUCAUUGACAGCAGCGGAAGUACUAUUAUUUUCCUGCAGUUCAAUAUCAGAUUCGCCUUUGCGAGAUAAAGUAAUAAAUUGGUGUUUGCACAACAAAUUUGAGCUGGUUGAAUUGGAGCCAACGGGAGAUUUGGAAUGUGAUACAGAGUUUAACAAAUAUGGUAUUGAGAGGAUCAUAGAAGCUCUACAUGCUCACAUGUGGCCUAAUAUUGUGCUUAAAGACAAGUCAUAUAUGGGGCAAACAUCAGAAGUAAAUGAAAUUGAGGAACAAUUUGAAAAUAUUCGAUUAACGCGCGACCCUUUGGAAACGCUACGUAUGCAAGACAUGCUCGACGGCAUCAUGGGUGACGAAAAUGCGGACUUUGGAGAACUAUAUGGUCAGUUGAUGGCCAUGAGGGAACACGCGACAUCCUUACCGACAAACGAGAGGCGUCUAGUGGCAGAACAAGUAGUCACCGCCUUUUGGAAAGCUAUGGGUGGCGAUCUUCUAGAAAUCGAGGAUUAAAUUUAAGAUUCAGUGUAUCAUGUAUCAACUAUGAUUUACUUUAAUUUCUCGAUUCUGAAUUUAUUUAAGAUAGAAAAUUCAGAAUACGACGAAUUUGUAUAUAAAGACUGGCGCAUAUUGAAACAAUGUGCACAUCAAGAAUGUAUAAAUGAAAAAAGAGCAUUUUUAGAAAAAGUUCCAUGUAACUUAAAUGUAUAAUAUGAAGGUAGAUUAUUUUAUGUAAAAUCAUGUCUGUUAAAAUCAUAUCUUAAACGGUAAUGAUUCAAAUGUAAUCUCGUAAUCGAUAUGUGUAUUAAUAUAUUAUACACGUGUUUUUUGACACUUCUAUCUGAUACUUAGAUCACAAUACUUCAAUUUUUAUUGCUUUUACAAAUAUACAAAUUCAAUAACU
Messenger RNA from Solenopsis invicta (red fire ant), 1372 nucleotides. RefSeq names its product alpha- and gamma-adaptin-binding protein p34. NCBI's taxonomy places the organism in Eukaryota, Metazoa, Arthropoda, Insecta, Hymenoptera, Formicidae. The record is from RefSeq and is a predicted model, not a curated record. Bases 199 to 981 code for a protein of 260 amino acids. The transcript has 6 exons.